GAAAACAUUUUAAUGUACAAACCCAAAAAUAUGAGUUAUUGCGUCAUCCCUAAAAAUGGCUGCACUUUUUGGAUCCGGGUCAUGAGGUACCUGAAUAAGGACACUGAAAAUAAAAAAAUCUCGAGUCCCUUCGAUAUUUCACGGUUUGAGGCCCAUGGCUGGCGUUACAAUCAAACAUUGUACAGACUUCAAAAUACAAAACAUAGGGACUUGAUUUUCAAAUCGACCCGGUUCCUCGUCAGUCGGGACCCUUAUUCCAAACUACUAUCCGGAUAUAUGGAUAAGUUAUUUCUUCCCAUGUAUUGGACCUUCCAAGGGAUUAAUAUGAUUAAGAAGGUCCGGAAAAAUCCCUCGGAUCUGAGUUUAAAAUGUGGACACGAUUUAAGUUUUCAGGAAUUUUUGGAUUUUUUAUUAACGGAAAAAGACGAUCCGACAAAAAUUGACGGUCAUUUUCGGCCAACUCAAUUCUACUGUAGUCCGUGUAUUUUUAAACCUCAUUUUGUCGCCAAGCAGGAAAGUUUCAAGAAAGACUCGGAGUAUAUUCUCGGCAAGUUCGGACUUUUGGACAUAGUG
Molecule: messenger RNA, 573 nt
Organism: Lottia gigantea (owl limpet)
Lineage: Eukaryota; Metazoa; Mollusca; Gastropoda; Lottiidae
Exons: 1
Biological process (GO): carbohydrate biosynthetic process
Cellular component (GO): membrane
Molecular function (GO): sulfotransferase activity
Source: RefSeq, a predicted model, not a curated record